Molecule: messenger RNA, 3681 nt
Organism: Plasmodium reichenowi
Lineage: Eukaryota; Apicomplexa; Aconoidasida; Haemosporida; Plasmodiidae
Product: transporter, putative
Exons: 1
Coding region: 1-3681 (1226 amino acids)
Source: RefSeq, a predicted model, not a curated record
AUGCAAGCCGUAAGUAUGGAAGGUAAAUUUCAUGAGUGUCAUAUUCAAUCAAAAGACAGUUAUAUUAAAUCAAGAACGCACACAAAAGUGUUGCUGUUCUCUUAUUUUUGUUUCUUUGUUUAUACCUGGUAUGUUAAUAUAGUGUGUGUGUAUCCAUUAAAUUUUAGUAGCACGUAUUUUAUUUAUUAUUUUAUAUUACAAGGUUUAGGAGGUAUAUUCCUUGGGUUUUUUUCAGAUAUAUAUGGAAGAAAAAUAUGUUUAAAUAUAUCCUUUUUUAUUUUAUUAAUAAUAUUUAUUCUUUCUUUUAUUACGGUGAAAACAUCUUUCUUUUUGUUUUAUCAAAACAUACCUACAACCAAUAAUAAUGAGAAGGGCCUAGAUUUGUUCUUUUAUAGUAAUACACCUCAUACACAAAUAAAUACAUAUCAUGAAAAAAAAAUAUAUAUACCUAAUAAUAACAAUAAUAAUAACAACAACAAUAAUAAUAAUAACAACAAUAAUAAUAAUAAUAAUAAUAAUAAUAAUAACAAUAGUGCUUAUUUUAAUUAUAAAGAUAUUUACACCUUUUUAAUGAACUAUAAACAACACAUAAAAGGAAAUGAUGAAUAUAUAAAGAGGGACACCGAUAUAAAGGAUCAUCCUAAUUAUAAUUAUCUUUAUAUUAAUAUAAAUAAUGAUGAAAUCAAAGAUAAUAUAAGUGUUGAGAAUAAUUUUAUAAAUAAUGAUCAUCUAGAUGAUACCAACAAUUUAAUUAUUAAUAAUAAAAAAAAAAAAACAAAUAAAAAGAGCUACAACAAAAUGGGAUAUUCAUCACACACAAAUAAAAAUAAUAACCCUGAUAUUCAAAAUGAUCAUAAAAAUGAUGAUAAUAAUAAUAAUAAUAAUAAUAAAGAUAAGGACAAUUCUUAUAAUUAUACUUAUGAAGAUGAUCAUUUUGUAUAUCAUCCUAAUAAACAUAUAAACUAUUAUGAAAUAUAUUUUAAAAACAAAAAUAACAACAAUAAAAAUAAAAGUAAAAAACAAAAAAAAAAAUAUUAUCAUGACGACAUUAUGAUGGAAGCAAAUAACAAUGAAAAUUUGAAUGACGAGAAUUAUAUGGAAAGCCAAAUAUCACAAGAAGAGCUACAUCAAACUAUUUUAGAUAUAAUGAAAAAAACAUUGGAAGGUAUUAAUAAGAAAUAUAUAUUAACAAAUGAUAAUACGUUUAUUAAUUUUAUGAAUUUAUGUAUAGACAAAAAUAUAAAUUAUAAUAAAAACAACAACAACAAUAAUAACAACAACAACAAUAAUAAUCAUCUUAUACAUAUGAUUAAUGAUAUAUAUAAACUAGAAAAUGACAAUAUUUCUAUUGUUGAAAAUUCACAUACUUAUAGAACACCUAAUAAUACUUUAAAUAAUUUAAGAACGAAAAAAAUACAAAUAAUUACUUCUAUAAUUAAUAAUAAUAUAAGUAAUAUCCAAGAAAUAUGUAUUAAUGAAAUGAUAAAUAUAUAUAGAAUCUUUAAAAAAAUGAAUUGUUUAAAAACAAAUAUAGAAUACACACCUAAUAAUAAUAAUAAUAAUAAUAAUAAUAAUGAUGAUGAUGAUGGUGGUGAAGGCGAUAUAUAUGGUAUUGAACGAUGCUUAGAACUCAUACAUAAAGAUAUAAUAAAACAUAAUAAUAGUAAUAAUAGUAUAAACAAUCAAAAUUAUAACAACUAUAAUCAAGAUAAUAAACAAACUUCUUUAUAUUAUCAAACUAAUAUAUCUAAUGAAAAAAUGUCAUCUCAACAUUCUGAUGAAGAUAAUAAUAUGAAUGACAAUCAAAAAUUUAUAUUAUAUUUUUAUAAAAUUAUAUUUUAUAGUAUUACAUGUCUCAGUGGUUUAUUCAUUAAAGGAAUUAACAAUAUUUUAUGUUUAAUUAUUACAGAAAAUAUAAACGCGAAAUAUAAAACUAAAGCAGUGUCUCUCAUAUUCAUUUUAGAAAGUUUAUCUUUAAUUAUUAUUCGCUCUUUAUUUUAUUUUAACCACCUUAUAAAUAUAUUUCUUUUAUACAAAAUAAAUUUAGCAGUAUGCUUUUUUUUAAACCUAUUAAAUAUUUUUAUAUUAAAUAAAUAUUGUGAUAAGCUUAGCAUACCAAUCUUAGAAAUACAAAAAAAAAUUUUACAAAAUUUUUAUACAAAUAAUAAUUGGAAAUCCAUGGAAUAUUUUCAACCUGACAUUUCACAAAUCAGUUCCUAUAAACAAAAAAAUUUAAGUCAAGAAGAAAAUAAAAACAACAAUAUGUCUUUGCUCUUGAGCAGCAUGGAAAAUAAGAAUAUAACAUCGACUGAUAAGGUCAAUCAUUCACAUGGAUAUAAAAAUAAACAAAACAUACAAAGUGAUGGUAAUAAUCAAAAUAAUCAAAAUAAUGACAAUCAUGAAAAAGAUCUAAAAUUAGAUAUAAAUCAUAUGCACAACUCGAACCAAAAUAGUAACCCGGAUUAUAGUCACCAUGAUAAUUACAGUGAUUCAAGCGACGACGAUGAAGACGAUGAAAACGAUGAAGACCAUGAAGACCAUGAAGACCAUGAUGAUCAACAAAAACAACUGAAAGAUGAAAAACAAGAAGAAAAAGAACCAAGAUAUAAUUUAGAAAAAACAAAAUCAUACAAGAAACAAAAAAAAAAAUAUAAAAAAAAAAAUAAAAAAAAAAAAAAAAAAAAUUCAAGUGAUGAUUAUAUGAAAGACCUUUCCUUUGAUGAACUCCUUGAAAAUAAUUUUCGAAAAUCAAAAAAAAAAAAUAUAAAUGAAUCUGAAAAAAAAUUAUGCGCAAAUACUUGUAUAAAUUAUAAUCAUAUAUUAAAUUGUAAUAUUAUAAAAGAUAGUGAAGAAGAUUUAUUUAUGGAAAAAAUAAAAGAUAGUAAAGAAUUUAUAGAAUAUAAACAAUAUCUUAAAAAUAAUAAUAUAUUUAAAAUAUAUAUCAAAUGGUUAUAUUAUACAUUAUAUGCAUAUAAAUAUUUAAUUAUAUCAUUAUGUAUAUUAAAUUUCUUAUUCAAUUUCCUAUAUAUUAGUUUCUUUAUUAUAUAUAAUAUAUUUAUAUAUGAUAUAAAGAGUUCUAAAAAUUUCUAUAAAAUGAAUGAUUCAUUUAUUAUUUUAAAUUCUAUAAUACUUAUAUUCUAUAUAUUCUUAUAUUUCUAUUUACAUCGUAUUAUAUUAAAAAUAUUAAAUUUAUUUGGAUAUUUAUUAAUCACAUUUGUAUCCUUUUCACUUAUAUUGUUUUUAUAUUCUACCUCAUAUUUUCAUAUAUCUUUAUAUGAUAAUACAUAUAUUAUUUAUACUAUUAUCUUCUAUCUAUUCUUAUUUAUACCAAAUGUAUCUCUAUUUUUAUUUUCUAUAAAUUACUUUCAUACUAUACACAAAGGAUUCCUACUAGGUGUCUUUACAUUUAUAGGAAACCUCGGAUUCGUAUCCUAUACAAUAUUCAGAUUUAUUAUACAAGAACAAUAUAUGACACUCUACAAUCUAAUAUUCUCCUGUGUUAUCUGUAUUAUAUCGUGCAUAUUUAUUAUUCUCUUUAUUCCACAAAUCAACUCAUGCAUAGAUUUGCAUAUUGUGGACCACUCAUAUUUUAAUCAUUUCUUAUUAUAUGGAUAUAACAAAAAGAAGGUAUCACCCCUCUUCACCUCACUAACAUUCCCAUGUGAAAUUUCCCACACAUGA